AUGCAGAUGCAUCAGAUGCUGGAGCAGAUGUUUGAAGGCGGCAAAGGUGUCUACGCUGAAGGCUUCGGCACCCUCGACGAGCAUCGUCAGAUAGCUGAGACACACCUGCAGACCUCUGCUGAGCUGCAGAAUCAAUCGAUCGCCAUCCAGAAGGAGUUGGACAACAUCUUGCAAGCGCUGCAAAUUCCUCCGGUGUCCUACAGCCAAGCGCCGAUGAUCGUGGGCCCUGCGCAGAUGGUGACCUCGCAGCCGAGAGCGCCACAGGCGCUCUAUGGCCGAGGCACGUUACCAGGGCCCCCGAGCGUGCUGCCGGCGCCCGGUGUGCCCAAACUGCUGGGGCCGCACGCUGGGAUGAUCCAAAGCGGCAGUCCCAUGGUACCGGGCAUGGUGAGCCCUCCCGGUCCAGCGGUACGAUCCUUGUCCGGAUCUCCGGUGUUCAGUCCUGGGUUCAGCACUCCAGUGACGCCCAACAAGUCAGCUCGGAACCAUAUCGCGUAG
Durusdinium trenchii is the source of this 498-nucleotide messenger RNA. The record is from the annotation of a GenBank genome assembly. NCBI's taxonomy places the organism in Eukaryota, Dinophyceae, Suessiales, Symbiodiniaceae.